UUUGUCAGUGUUAUUACGUGCUGUUAAAGUUUGCGUCAGUAAGUACUCCGCGGUCCAAAGGGGGCGCGUUACCGACGAGCUCCUGGCCGCUUGCGUAAAAAAAAAAGAAUUUAAAAAGUGAACGAGUGCGUCUGUGGUGGAAAAAGUUUAAAAAUGGAAUGCGCGCCAUUUUUUAUUCGAUUUGAAUAAAAGUUUUGUUUACGAGUGUUAUUUAGAAGUGCAAAUGGUUUUAAUAGUAUUUCUACUGUGAUAUUUUAAAAUAAUAGUAUAAAUGACCCGUACAGAGCAACAUGGCUACACCAUCACAAAGAAAAAGGAUAAAUUUUAUCGUUUUAUUAAUUUUAUAUGGAACAGCUGAUGUUGACUGCAGUCUACCGGUUGAUCUCGCUGGGGAGGAAAAAGUGCUACCUCCAACAACCUUACCACUAACUUCGCCAUCAUCAAGCGUGACCACAGUCAACAUUUCGACUUCAACCUACGUCACAGCGAUCCCGCCAAUACCGCCGAGCGAUAGAGACAGGUUCCUAACCUUCGCGGAGUCGGGACACCAUCAGACCUUCAUGUUCGCUAAGGAUAAUACGUUUAUACAGCUGGAUGGGGAUAUUAUACAGAGGUUUCAAUUGAGAUUAUGCAGAGAAAUAUCAUUCAAGUUCCGAACACGACUUCCACAUGGCUUACUUGUGUAUCAUAAUGUAAAGAAUCCAGUAUUUAAGAUGCAGCCUUAUGCUCUAUACGUCAUCGUGGAAAAGGGUGAAUUAAAAGUGGUCCAUGUUUUCGGCAAGCAUCUAACUUCAGUAACCGUUGGAAGAGCUUUGAACAGAGACCAAUGGCACAGCGUGGUUGUAACUAUUGAUGUGCAUGGAGCAAGGCUUAUUGCUAAAGUGGAUCAUCUUAAAGAAGAAGUCUAUUUGAAGGGCUUAAGUUUCGACACAAAUUACGGAAUCACUGCUAAUUUGACGUCCGUUAUUCUUAUCGGAGGUCUUAGUUCCGAAGAAAAACUUCACGGCGUAAAAUACAUAAUAGAAUCUUUCGUCGGCUGCAUCAGCGAUAUGGUCCUUUCAUCUGGCAAGGCAGCCUCCGACUUGCUACCCAUAGUGCCUUUAAUUGCUACCAAACAUGAGAACGUUAAAGAGGGUUGCAUAGAUAAGUGCAGGACUAUGGAAAACCUUUGCUUUCAAGGCUCCAGGUGUAUUAAUGAGUAUAAUGGAUACAGAUGCGAUUGCUUCGGAACUUUGUAUGAAGAACAUCUGUGUGAUGUUUUCACGGCGACAGUCCUAACACUCCGCGGGUCGAGCUACGUGUCGUACCGCGUGUACGACUGGAAGGAUCGCGUGCACUCCACCAGCACAAGGGUCAGCCUGCACUUUAAGACUAGAUUCGACGAUUCAGCUCUAUUCUACGCCAGCGGACAAAUAGACGACAAACACCAUUACAUAGCCUUAUCAAUCCACGAUGAAAAAGUCGCCAUACAAAUAGAUUUAGGAGACGGACCGGUUGAAGACUAUUUAGGGGAGAAAAUUAACAACAAUAUGUGGCACAAUCUCACCGUCAUACUACAAGACCAGACCAUAUACGUGUAUCUUGAUAGCACAACAGAGACUUACGAAGUACCAGGAAACGCUCGUUACUUGUGCAUUGAUCCAGAAAUCUACAUAUGCGGCGGUCCGGAUUUACACAAAAUGAAAGGAUUGAAGUCGUUCAACAAUUUCGCUGGCAACUUGAAAUACGUUUAUUACAAUGACGUGUCAAUUUUGUACGAGUUGAAGCAAAAUAACCCUAAAGUCCACUACAUAGGGGUGCUUGAUCCUGAGUUUGAGGACAUAGACAUUGAGGUGAUUCCGAUUACGUAUCCUUUCGCGACGUCCCAUAUUUGGUGGCCGCUGAAUCAGAGCCACACUGUCAAUUUAAAGUUUGAUUUUAAAACCAGCAAGAAUAUGGCCGUAUUGGCUUACAGUCAGACAUCAACACAAGGUUACUGGGAGGUAAGGAUGGUGAAAGAAGAGAUAAGAUUCGAGUUAGUAUCAGACGUUGGCAAAAACGUGACCUCUGUCAAUUUGAAAUCCGUGAAGUUCAAUGUAAGCAAUGAUUGGCACAACGUCGAGUUGGAUUACAGGAAAGGAAGGAUCAAAAUGACGGUGGAUCAUCAUAAUAAGCACGUACAGAUGUUUGGUCUAGAUUUCGAGCUACAAGACAAAAUCGUUAUAGGCAGUGGACUGAAAUCAGCUAACUUAGGUCUAAUUGGAUGCAUGAGGAACAUAAGGAUUAAUGGCAUGCUAAUUGAACCGAGACUCGUGAUAAUGACUGAGCGAGUGGUCGGUGAAGUGGCUAUAGACGACUGUAGAUAUGUAGACCCUUGUACCAGACCCAAUACUUGUGAACAUGGAGGAAUAUGUUCGGUUAGAGAGGAUCGGGUCAUUUGCAAUUGUGAUAAUACUGGUUACAUAGGUGAAAACUGUCACUUUGCGACUUUCCGCAAGACCUGUGAAGAGCUAGCGCUACUUGGCUACACAAGAAAUGACGUCUAUCUCAUAGACAUCGAUGGCAACGGCAAGUUCCCUCCCGCCCAUGUCAAAUGCGAGUUCCAGAUCGAAGCCGAUUCUUCUACCACUGUUGUUGAACAUAAUCUGCCUAGUCAAGUCGAUGUUCGCUCCGCAUCAGGCAAUGACUUCAGCUUCAACAUCAAGUACAGGGAGUUCACAGCAGAAAUGCUACAGGAGCUAAUCUCCCACUCGUUGUACUGUCGGCAGUACAUCAAGUAUGACUGUAUGAAGGCGCCUUUGGAGUUGCACAGCGCUACCUGGUUCAUUUCGUCGUCUAAUAACACUGUGGAUUUCUUGGGGAAUGUGAAAAGAGGCUACUGCCCAUGUGGUGUCAACGCAACUUGCGUCAACGCCACCAAGUCUUGCAACUGUGACUCAAACGAGGAUGGCAAAUGGCACAGCGAUGAAGGCACCUUUGUAGAACCCACCAGCUUGGGCAUUACUGACAUGUUCUUCUUACAGCAGAAGGAUUUGCCGGAAGACGCUCAAGGAAGAAUUACUUUAGGACCCCUUGAGUGUGUUGAGACAAAUACCCAGCGCUAUGUAGUAACAUUCACGACAUCACAGUCCUACAUCGAAGUGCCCGGCUGGAGGAAGGGAGAUAUCGCCUUCAGUUUCAGAACUACUGGCACCAGCGCCAUAUUGCUGUUCCAACCUCCGAUCAGACCUAACUACCCAUCUUUUAUGGUUGCCUUGACUAGUGAACAUGAGCUAACCUUCAACUUUACCCUCAACACUGGUACUACCAGAAAGCUGGUGAUUAACUCCAAACGUAAGCUGAACGGAGGCGAAUGGCACAAGAUAUGGAUCGAUUACAACUUCUACCAUGUCCGGUUCAUGCUUAAUACUGAGUAUCAGAUGCUGAAUCUGUUGUUGGAAGAAGAAUUUGGACCUUUUGAGGGUUCUAUGUUUAUUGGCGGGGCUACUGCAGAACAUCUAAAAAAAUCUGCCGUCAACCAAGGACUGAUCGGGUGCUUCCGAGGCUUAGUCGUUAACGGUGAAAUUCUGGACAUCUACAGCUACAUGUCGGUCCAUCUGUCAGAGAUUAUCAAAGACUGUAAGCCGUCGUGUGUGCCUAAUCCUUGUCAGAACAAAGCUAUUUGUAAAGAGCUUUGGUCGAGCUAUGAGUGUAUCUGUAAGAAUCCGUGGGCACAUUUGGGCACACAUUGUGAAGAAAACAUAAACGAAAAAGCUCUAACAUUCCAAACAAAAGAAGCUUACUUAAAGAAGAACUAUCUAGUAGACAACGCAACAGAUGCAGAAAAACAUCGAUUGAAGAAAAUGAUGACAGAAAACGUACUGAUGAACCUAAGAACUUACGAUGAUAAUGCUUUAGUUCUAUAUGCAAACGACAAUCUAAAUAAUUUCAUACAUCUCUUCAUACAUAACGGAACAGAAAUAAUCUACCUAUUCAAUGAUGAAAAUGAAAUCAUACAAAUGAAUGUAACUUAUGCUAAAAUCAAUCAAGGAGAAAGUGUUCAGAUCGCUAUCAUUAGAACUGAGAAUUCAACAACUUUGCAUGUUAAUGAAAAUAAUGCCACUAUUGAUAGGACUGCUAAACUGUUGAGUAAAUAUACUAAUAAGCCUUGGAGUAAUCCUGAAAUGGAGGUGAUCCUCCCACAAAGGCCGCCCGCCCCUCCCAUGGACUACUUCCAGAUGAACCUGGGCGGGUUCGACCGCUACUCUCUGAACCUUGCACCCCGCGCCACACAGCUGCCGCAGGGCGGAUACGUCGGCUGUGUCAGAGGGUUCAAGAUCGCUGACCAUGUCGUCGACCUAUCUAGGAAGGCUUUGCAGAAUAUUGAUCAAGACCUCACAGGGGUCCUACCAGAAUGCAACAUGAAGUGUGAUUCCGAACCGUGUAAGAACGGUGGCAUUUGUACCGAAGACUUUACCAACCAAGAGAGUAGUUGUGAUUGUGAGCUCACCAGCUAUUUUGGCGAAUAUUGUGUCGAGGAAAAGGGGGCGGAUUUCAAUGGAGAGAGCAUUUUGCAAAGGAAGUUUCUUCUAUCUGGACCUGUUUUCAAGGUCAAAAUAAAAUUAGCAUUUUCGAGCAAUGAUCUGCGCCAGAAGAAUACAGUUCUGUUAUUGGUUCAAACAGAAAAUAAGCGCAGUUACUACUUGUUAGUAGCAAUAACUCAGGACGGUUACUUGAAGUUUGAAGAAAAUCGAGAAGAAGAAGCGUACGGUGCUGAAGUGAAAAACAGAAACUUCCUAAACGGUGCCCGCCACACAAUAUACUACACUCGAACCAAUCAAGAAGCAAAACUCCUAAUAGACAGAAUAGAAGUUCCUCUAGAAAAGGUUCCUCCACAAAUCGUAUGGGAUGUCUUCGAUCAGGGGUCCAAUGAGGUCCAAGUCGGAGGCCUUAACACCACGGACCCCAGACUUAAGAUCUAUAAGGGGUAUAACGGAUGUUUGUCCAAUAUCCUAGUAGAAAUAAACGAAUACGAGAUGAAGCCUCUAGAGGAGUACAUGUUGUUCACUCGGCUGAACUCUGCGGAAGUGAACGCGGUCAAUGCUCAGGGCGUCAGAUCUGCUCAAUGUUCCGCUGACUUCGAUGAAGCUUGGCCUGAUCAGACCCAGUUAGCGGCGGCACAUAAUGGCAGCUUUCUUAUUAGUGUAGACAAGACCUGGGUGGAAGACCCGCCGUCCCGCAACCCGUACGACUCGCUCUACCAACAACCAGAUACCGAAGAGGAUAAUACUGAUAACUUCUUCAUAGCCCUCAUCUGUGUAUUCCUAUUGGGGCUAUGUUACUGCGGGUAUCAUAUGUGGAGAACACACAAAGCUUACAAGCUAAGCUUGGAGAAACAGACAGAUGAAAACAUAAUGCGGAGUAAGGAGCAUGCGACUAAACUACAGGAACCAACCAUAUCAUUCUUACAGUUGAACAAAGACCCGUUAUCUGAUGAACCAAUUGCGGAUGGUGAGAAAAAACCCAAUGGAGUUACUAUUGAUACAGUUCCAGUCGUUAUAGUUGAGAUACCAAGCGAAGGUAGUAUUAGCAGGAAAGGCAGUUUGCGGUAUCGAGAUAUGCUGGAAAAAGAGAAGGUUUGGGAAACGCUUGAGGAAAAAGACGAGAUUCUAAUGUCAGAAAGUGACACUGACGAUGAUAAAAACCAAGUGAAUGGCGAUGAUCGUGAGGCCAACUGUGGAGAUCCUGACACUGAUGAAGAGACUACCACGUCUUCUGAUGAAGAGAAUAAUACUCUCCCAGAGCAUCAUGUGAAUGGUCGAAAGGACUCCAACAAGGAAGGGCCUCCCACACAAACCAAUUUGACGACGCAGCUUCCCUAUAAGAUAGAUGAAGACGACACUAGCGAGCUUCUUACAUCUUCUGCUUAGAAUCUAUCAAAUAAAUGUUUUGUAUCGA
This is a messenger RNA of Helicoverpa armigera (cotton bollworm), 5916 nucleotides long. It is a transcript of the gene Axo, whose product is annotated as axotactin. NCBI's taxonomy places the organism in Eukaryota, Metazoa, Arthropoda, Insecta, Lepidoptera, Noctuidae. Gene Ontology annotation, molecular function: calcium ion binding. The record is from RefSeq and is a predicted model, not a curated record. The coding region runs from base 291 to 5888 and encodes 1865 amino acids. The transcript has 29 exons.